Messenger RNA from Pieris napi, 3179 nucleotides. RefSeq names its product protein fem-1 homolog C (gene m-cup). Gene Ontology annotation, molecular function: protein binding. The record is from RefSeq and is a predicted model, not a curated record. Bases 598 to 2616 code for a protein of 672 amino acids. The transcript is spliced from 3 exons. NCBI's taxonomy places the organism in Eukaryota, Metazoa, Arthropoda, Insecta, Lepidoptera, Pieridae.
AAGCUUUGAACAAUGUGAGGAGUUUGUUUACUUGGGCACAAUGGUGACUAGUGAUAACAAUCCCAGCCGAGAGAUCAGUAGACGCAUCAUGAUGGCAAACCGCAGCUACUUUGGCCUUCGCAGAUAUUUCCAAUCGCGACUUCUCAGGAAGAAUACCAAGCUUGUUGGACCUCUGCUGCGACCAGUGCGAUUGUACUGCUGAAAGUGAAAAAAAUAACAGUCAUAGAAUCGUGGUGUACAAGAAGUUACACGACGACUAUAUCGCCGAUAUUGUCUAUAAUGUUUAUCAUCUUCCUAGCCUGUGUACAAUAUUUCAUCUGUGGCGCGGGGCGCCCACUUUCUGUUAUUAUAUUCAAUAUUUUGUAUUUUUACUGUUCACAAGAAAUUAAACAAGAUCGUGUAUUAAGGGAUUGAAUUAAAGUGAAAUUUAAUGAAUUCGGAUAUAAAAGUUCCAUUAAAAAUAUAACGAAAUGAUUACUUUUUUUUUCAAAUUAAUUUAGCACCAUCGUCAUUUUUAAUGCGUAGAAAGGUAAAAUAUACAGUUGUUCUGAGACAAAGGAGGCGUAAUUAGCAGUAAGUAAGUGGCAGUGAAGGGAGAUGUCGCGAGAAGGCGAAGUCGAAGGAGCAGAGAAAGCACUGCUAGAAAACAUUGCUAACGAGCUUAUGCAGGAGUGCAGGCAUAGCGCGCCUGGAGCUCGUCUUACUGCCCGAGUGCGCACUGCACUUGAAAGAUUGUCUCCAGUCCAAAGACGCGAAGUCGUGUCUCCUACCCGUGAUGGCUGUGCGCCAUUGUUCGUCGCGUGCCGGCGUGGCAACGCUGAGUUAGCUGAGUACCUUGUGCACGUGUGUGAUGCUCCUCUGGAGCAGCGCGGUGUCUAUGAAGUACCAGAUGAUCGUUCAGCGCACUCCGUCACGCCUUUGUGGUGCGCCGCCGUGGCCGGACGCCUUGCUGCCCUCACAGUACUUGCCGAUGCGGGAGCCGACCUCGACGCCGCCUCCGACUCGGGCUCUACGCCUGUACGCUCCGCUUGCUUCAUGACGCACUUGGACGUGGUAGAAUUUCUCGUGCAACGGGGCGCUGACGUUAACCGGCCCAACCAUCACGGAGGUACAUGCCUCAUUAACUCAGUGCAGUCGGCACGUCUUUGUGCCUAUCUAUUGCAGCACGGUGCGCGAGUCGACGCCUGUGAUACCCAGAACAAAACUGCCCUCCACUAUGCAAUCCAGGAGCACCGAGUUGAAACCGCGCGCCUGCUUCUACGCCAUGGCGCAUCGCCGCAUCUAACGUCGCGCGCCGGUGACGACGCUCUGCGGACUGCCUGCCUCAAAGGCGCCUCACAAAUCGUUGCGCUCCUACUGGCCUCGGUACCAUACGGGUCCGAGCGCUGCGCCGACGCACACGAAUUGCUCGGUGCUACGCAGCUCGACGAGUUCAACGACGUCGCUGCGGCUCUAGCGUCUUGGCGUCGCGCCACCGAAAUUCGUUACGAGGUCGACGGCUACAUCGAGAAGCGACCGUGGCAGCCGCAGGAACCGGACGGGGAAGCGCUUAGGGCGGUCGCCGGCGACGCUCUCGAAGGAGCCCACGAGUGGCGCACGCUCGAAGAACUCGAGGAGUUGGCGACGGACGCGGAUUUGCUGCGAACGCAGGCGUUGCUGGUGGCUUCGAGAACACUAGGCCCCUCGCACAAGGACUGCAUGUUUCGCCUCAUGUAUCGAGGCGCCGCUUACGCCGACGCUGGCCGGUAUCAGCGUUGCGUCGAUCUGUGGACCUGGGCGCUGCACGUGCGAAUCGUGCGCGACACGCUACUGCACGCAGACGCUUGUCACACCGCCAGUGCCCUCACGCGCCUUUUGCUCGACGCGCAGGCGGGCCGUCUCGAACGUGCCGUCGGUAUGCCGCGUCACGAGGACGUGGCGCGCGUUUUUGAACUCGUCGCUGGUCACCUACCGGAGUGCCGACGUUAUUUAAACGCGAGACCGAUGCACAAGAAACAGGCGGAGACGUUUGAUCGUGCGCUGCGAUGCGUGACACACUUGCUGCAUCUACUAUUGGUGACGGCGCGCGAUGACCGGCAGCGCGAAAGUACAGCGGCAGCUACUCGGCGCCUGGUGGAGGCCGACGUACGCAGCGCGCACACAGGCGAUACUCUGUUGCAUCUGGUGGUUUCGCGGCUAAACGUGGUGCGGUCGACGUACUUCACGGAAGAGGCGGGCGUCGCGAGCGUGUUUCCGAGUGCCGAGGUGGCUAAACUACUGCUGGCGUGCGGCGCCAAUCCCCGUGUUCGCAACGAGGCGCGGUCGACGGCGCUGCACGUGGCGGCCAUUCCCUACAACCAGUCUAUGCAAGUGGUCGAGACGUUGUUAGCGGGCGGUGCACAUCUGGACCAGCCCAACAAGUUCGGCGACUCAGCGGGCGAAUUGCUGGAUUUGAGUGGUGGCGCGCAAAUACGGCCUCUGGUUCACAUGACCCUGGCUUGUUUCGCAGCUCGCGCUCUGCUUGAGGCCGCACCGCCACCCCCACACUUGCCCGCCGCUCAAACGUUUUACGCCCAAUUGCUGCCGCGCACCCUGCUCGAAUUUCUUGAUCUUCAUCGCCCCUUGCUGCCGCCGUAGUUUAUUAUUAUAAGGAUCUUAUAAUUAAUUAUUAAAAUAAUAAAUAUCGUCGUCUGUAAACAUAUUCAUUAUAAUGUAUAUAUUAUGUUGUAUAUUUGGAAAUAAUUAAAAGUUAAUCUAAUUAAAAAAUCGUAUUUUUGCCGCACUGAGUACAUAGGUAUGUAUGAAUACCUAAAAAAACCUUAUUGUCUAUUACCAAAGACAAUUCAAAUAAAAUACCAGAAAUGUUGGAGUAAUAAAAUAAAUGUUUAAAUUGACUAUACAGGGAUGGCGCCAGUGUUAAGUGCAAAUCCUUGAUAUCAGGUAAUCUAAGAAAAAAUUCAACCUUUCUCAAGUUUUGCUUUAACUCAGUUCGAAUCGUUGCAACUUGCAAUGUAAUUAUCGUAUAGAGACUGGCUAAUGAAAGAAGAUAACGAAAAAGCGCGGCAAAUUAAAAAAAAAAUAGUAUGGUAUUCCUAAAACUUUGAUAUAGGUAUUUUGUGGAUUAAACUUACUUGAUACUUGAUUUUAUUAUUAUUUACAUUGAUAGUAACUGUAUUUCUAUGAAAUUAAAUACUAUACGU